AUGGAUCCACCUGCCAGCAGCUGUAUGAGAAGCGCCCACUCGACUAGCACCACGUUCUGGGAAUGCCUGCGGAGCCACCACCCGGAGGCCGGGACAGCCACUGGGCCGCACCACUACCCACAAGCCCCCUUUUCCUUCCACCCCAAACCAGACUUCGGUGCUUAUGUGGACUUUUCCACCUCCUGCCUGGCUGCUGCCCCCCAAAGCCUUCCCCGGGAGGAGCGAGCUUUUGAUGAGCAUCACCCCGCUUUCCAGCAUCCCGCCACCUGGCACUUCACCGCAUCCGAGGGCAGGCGGCGGCUCCCUGCUGUUUUUUUGGGGUGGGGAGAACCAGAGAACGGCAGCCCCCACUUGGUGGAUUCUGCUGUGGGUACCAGCGAAGAUUAUGGCCUGGUGAGGAAUACUUCAAGGGACGCGGAGAAGAAAUCCUGCAGGAGGAAAAAGGGCAAUGCAGAAAGCCAGAACACAGGCAGUAGUGGGAGCACCACAAAAGCAGAAGCCAGCAGCUCCAAAGCACGGAAAGAGCGCACGGCCUUCACCAAGGAACAGCUGCGGGAGCUGGAGGCGGAAUUCGCACACCACAACUAUCUGACGCGGCUCCGGAGAUAUGAGAUCGCGGUGAACCUGGACUUGACUGAAAGACAGGUGAAAGUGUGGUUUCAGAACCGCCGGAUGAAAUGGAAGCGUGUGAAGGGCGGGCAGCCGGUCUCACCCCAGGACCACAACACGGAGGACGCGGACUCUGCUGCCUCCCCAAGCUCAGAAUAG
Messenger RNA from Gekko japonicus, 768 nucleotides. RefSeq names its product mesenchyme homeobox 1 (gene MEOX1). The coding region runs from base 1 to 768 and encodes 255 amino acids. Gene Ontology annotation, biological process: positive regulation of transcription by RNA polymerase II. Lineage: Eukaryota; Metazoa; Chordata; Lepidosauria; Squamata; Gekkonidae. The transcript is spliced from 3 exons. The record is from RefSeq and is a predicted model, not a curated record. Gene Ontology annotation, molecular function: RNA polymerase II cis-regulatory region sequence-specific DNA binding; DNA-binding transcription factor activity, RNA polymerase II-specific. Gene Ontology annotation, cellular component: nucleus.